AAAAAAAAGAAACCGGAUACUUACGGUCAUCUAUCUACUGACCUUAGCGGGCGCAGAACACAAACUGGAAUGGAUUACUCGAAUAUGUUCACCGUGGCAUUCUUAAUAGGUGUCCACCUGUGUUUCUUGACCAGUUGGGUGUCAGCAGAAAAUCCAGUGGCACCAAGUCCAAGCACGGAGGACGGAACUCGCGGUCCGGGUUCACCUGGAGAUCUCAACGUGCCGAAUAUUACGAGCACGAGCGCCGCCCUGUCCCGGACGGCCCCUCAGGAUCGCAAUGGACCCAUACACGCCGAUUUCAUCGACAUGGUCCAGGAAAGCACUCGCUUUCCAAGCGGACUGGAGGUUGAUGGAAAGAAAACCAAGGCUGAGUUCACCCGCUUGCGUUUCUUGCCUGACCUGGGCACACCGGACCCCAUCCCUGUCGAAAUUAUACCGGCGAACUGCUGCAUAAUUGAUGUGCUGAUCAGUCGUAAUGGUCACGAGAUUGCGUUCACGACGCUUCCUGGACCACCUUCGCCUCCGACGUCUCUGGCGACAGUCGUAAAGUCGCGCUCCGUAACGGCAUUCUGGGAAGAGCCCGCGAUACUCAAUGGUCCUGAGGGAUCUCUCAAGUACAAAGUCCUCAUAAUGAAGGACGCCCCCUUCGUCAUGCCCACAGCUGAGCUAGAAACGGAAGACACACAUAUCUACUACGACAAGCUUCAGCCGUUCACUCGCUACUUCAUCAGCGUCUCUGCUAUCAUGGUGUACCAGGGACAAGCAUGGGAGAGUGAGAGCAUCACGGAAGUGCUCCAGACAGAUCCUGAAGCACCUUCGCCUCCGUGGGCUCUGACGACAGUCGUAAAGUCACGCUCUGUAAUGGCAUUUUGGGAAGAGCCCGCGAAACUCAAUUGUCCUAAGGGAUCUCUCAAGUACAAAGUCCUCAUAAAGAAGGACGGCCUCUUCUUCGUGCGCACAGUUGAGCUAGAAACGGAAGACACACAUAUCUACUACGACAAGCUUCAGCCGUACACCCGCUACGUCAUCAGCGUCUCUGCUAUCAUGGAGUACCAGGGACAAGCAUGGGAGAGUCGGAGCAUUACGAAAAAGCUCCAGACAGAUCCUGAAGGUGCGUCGUCCGUCAAAGGUCGGCGCAGGUUACUUGGACGGGCCAGUCUGGGCAUAAAAAUCAUAAGGAGACUCAUGCGUUUGCGUUUGGGAUGACUACGUCGAAUAACGCCGAAGAAAGAAGAAGCCAAGAGUAGAAGUAGGACUGGUCUGCUGUCGUUUCAAAAAUAAACUCAAGUGUCGCAGUGA
Molecule: messenger RNA, 1299 nt
Organism: Ornithodoros turicata
Lineage: Eukaryota; Metazoa; Arthropoda; Arachnida; Ixodida; Argasidae
Product: netrin receptor DCC-like
Exons: 6
Coding region: 70-1206 (378 amino acids)
Molecular function (GO): protein binding
Source: RefSeq, a predicted model, not a curated record